AUGCCCAUCUCCAACGGCGACUCUCUUGGCAGGGCCAUGAAGGCAGAGAUCCAGGAUCACACCAAGGCACUGGAUAUCCUGGAGAAGGAAUAUUCCUCCAGCGAUGGACUUGAUGUUGAUACCCUGCUUGACUCGGACAAGCACGGAGCAUUGACUUACAAUGAUUUCCUCAUCUUGCCCGGUUAUAUCGGUUUCCCUGCUUCCGACGUCACCUUGGAUACCCCUGUCACGAAGCGUGUCUCUUUGAAGACCCCUCUCUUGUCCUCUCCUAUGGACACCGUCACCGAACACAACAUGGCCAUCCACAUGGCUUUGCUGGGUGGUUUGGGUGUUAUCCACCACAACUGCUCUGCUGAAGAGCAGGCGGAGAUGGUGAGGAAGGUGAAGCGAUUUGAGAACGGCUUCAUCUUGGAUCCUGUUGUGCUCUCCCCCAAGGCUACUGUCGGAGAAGCAAAGGAACUCAAGGCCAAGUGGGGAUUUGGUGGCUUCCCCGUGACUGAAAAUGGAACCCUACGUUCUAAGCUCGUCGGAAUGGUCACUAACAGAGAUAUUCAAUUCCACCCGAAUCUUGAGGAUCCUGUCACUGCCAUCAUGACUACUGAUCUUGUCACGGCUCCUGCUGGCACCACCUUGGCCAAGGCCAACGAGGUCCUCCGUAGCUCGAAGAAAGGAAAACUUCCCAUUGUCGACGAGAACGGAAAUCUCGUGUCAUUGCUCUCGCGCAGUGAUUUGAUGAAGAACCUCCACUACCCUCUGGCUUCUAAGCUUCCCCAGUCAAAGCAACUGAUCUGCGCUGCUGCCAUCGGCACUCGCGAGGAAGAUAAGUCUAGACUAAAGUUGCUUGUCGAGGCUGGUCUCGACAUCGUUAUCCUGGAUAGUAGCCAGGGCAAUAGCCUGUACCAGAUCGAAAUGAUCAAGUACGUCAAGAAAACUUUUCCCGAGAUUGAUGUCAUUGGCGGAAACGUCGUGACUCGGGAGCAAGCUGCAUCGUUGAUUGCCGCCGGUGUCGAUGGCCUGAGAAUUGGCAUGGGCAGCGGCAGUGCUUGCAUUACCCAGGAGGUCAUGGCUGUUGGCCGUCCCCAGGCUGCAGCUGUGCGCAGCGUCUCUACCUUCGCUGCUCGCUUCGGUGUUCCUUGCAUUGCUGAUGGUGGUGUCCAGAAUGUUGGUCACAUUGUCAAGGGUCUUGCAAUGGGCGCGUCCACUGUCAUGAUGGGAGGUCUCCUUGCCGGUACCACCGAGUCUCCCGGUGAGUACUUCGUUAGCAACGAGGGACAGCUCGUCAAGGCCUACCGUGGCAUGGGAAGUAUUGCCGUCAUGGAGGACAAGAAGACCGGUGGCAAAGACCCCAAAGCUAGCAACGCCGGCACUGCCCGGUACUUCUCCGAGAAGGACAAGGUCUUGGUCGCCCAGGGUGUUUCGGGCUCGGUCCUCGAUCGGGGUUCCAUCACCAAGUUUGUUCCUUACCUCGUGGCGGGCAUCCAGCACUCUUUGCAGGACAUAGGUAUGCAGAGCCUCGACGCUCUUCGCGACGGUGUGAACAAGGGCGUUGUCCGGUUCGAGCUGAGAAGCGGCAGCGCUCAGGCCGAGGGUAACGUCCACGGUCUGCACAGCUACGACAAGAAGCUCUACUCUUAA
This is a messenger RNA of Aspergillus tanneri, 1635 nucleotides long. RefSeq names its product putative IMP dehydrogenase (gene IMPDH1). Lineage: Eukaryota; Fungi; Ascomycota; Eurotiomycetes; Eurotiales; Aspergillaceae. Gene Ontology annotation, cellular component: cytoplasm. Bases 1 to 1635 code for a protein of 544 amino acids. The record is from RefSeq and is a predicted model, not a curated record. Gene Ontology annotation, molecular function: IMP dehydrogenase activity. Gene Ontology annotation, biological process: GTP biosynthetic process. The transcript has 3 exons.